Perca flavescens (yellow perch) is the source of this 2574-nucleotide messenger RNA. RefSeq names its product phosphatidylinositol-4-phosphate 5-kinase, type I, beta a (gene pip5k1ba). Bases 405 to 1919 code for a protein of 504 amino acids. Gene Ontology annotation, molecular function: 1-phosphatidylinositol-4-phosphate 5-kinase activity. Gene Ontology annotation, biological process: phosphatidylinositol phosphate biosynthetic process. The transcript has 15 exons. Lineage: Eukaryota; Metazoa; Chordata; Actinopteri; Perciformes; Percidae. The record is from RefSeq and is a predicted model, not a curated record. Gene Ontology annotation, cellular component: plasma membrane.
UUGCGGAACGGCUGCGGCCAUGACUGACAGCUGUAGUGAAUUCAGGUAGAAUAGAACCACAAAACCAACAACCGUUAGUUUCCAUUCAGAGGACUAGAGGACUUCAAGGUGUAGUGCAGGGAAAUAUGAUCCGCCAAAAAUAGAAGCUCUGCCUAUCUGCUGUGGAGGGCUGCAGACUGACGGAACUGGGAGGGAGUAGGGACACAGACGUUCCGCAGUCUGUGUGUAACCCGGUUAAAAAAGAGUGCUGCACCUGGAAAAUGCCGUUUGAGUAAAGCCCAUUCAAGGUAAAUCACUGCGACUGGGUCGUUCAUCAUUGAGGGGAAAUUAGGAACUCAGUCAGCCUGACAAUUGGAGGAAGGACGGCCGAGCUUCCCUCUGAUCAAGUUCCCUCUGUCCAAAAGAUGUCAACCGCCACCGCAGAAAGUGUAGGAGGUGGAACCAAACCCUCAAAGGAUCAUAAAAAGCCCACGGCGGCCGCCCUGAAAGGAGCCAUCCAGCUGGGCAUCGGUUACGCUGUGGGAAACCUCAGCUCGAAACCAGACAGAGAUGUUCUCAUGCAGGACUUCUCUGUGGUGGAGAGCGUUUUCCUGCCCAGUGAGGGCAGCAACCUGACUCCAGCACAUCACUACCCAGAUUUCCGUCUGAAAACGUACGCACCGCUGGCCUUUCGCUACUUCAGAGAGCUGUUUGGCAUCAAGCCAGACGACUAUCUGUACUCCAUCUGUAAUGAGCCUCUGAUCGAGUUGUGCAACCCCGGUGCCAGCAGUUCCUGGUUCUACCUCACCAGCGACGAUGAGUUCAUCAUUAAGACGGUGCAGCAUAAAGAGGCUGAGUUCCUGCAGAAGCUGCUUCCUGGUUACUACAUGAACCUGAAUCAGAACCCGAGGACGUUGCUGCCCAAGUUCUACGGCCUUUACUGCAUCCAGUGCGGCGGCAUCACUGUCCGCGUGGUGGUGAUGAACAACGUGCUGCCGCGCGCCAUCAAGAUGCACUACAAGUACGACCUGAAGGGUUCCUCGUACAAACGCCGCGCCUCACGCAAAGAGCGUCUCAAGUCCUCGCCCACGUUCAAAGACCUGGACUUCCAGGAGAUGCACGAGGGCCUGCACUUCGACCCCGAGACCUACAGUGCUCUGAUGAAGACCCUGCAGAGGGACUGUCGGGUCCUGGAGAGCUUUAAGAUCAUGGACUACAGUCUGCUGCUGGGGAUUCACAUUUCCGACCGGAAGCCGCUGAGCAGAGAAAGCCGGUGUGACAGCAGGCGGGGACAGAAAGUCCUCUACUCCACCGCCCUCGAGUCCAUCCAGGGGAACGCAAAGGCCCCCGAACCGGUGGCUGAUGAUGACACAUUGGGUGGAAUUCCUGCCAAACAUAAAGACGAGAACCUUCUCAUCUUUUUAGGAAUCAUCGACAUCCUUCAGUCCUACAGAUUCAUCAAGAAGGUGGAACACUCCUGGAAAGCUCUUGUACAUGAUGGGGACACGGUGUCGGUGCACAGGCCCAGUUUUUACGCGGACAGAUUUCUGAAAUUCAUGGGCUCAACCGUAUUUAAAAAGAUUCACCCUUUAAGAGGAGCAUCCUCAAAGAGGAAGAGGGGUUCCCUCUACGCAGGGAAGUCAGCCUCUCAGGAGUUUCUGUCCCCGCAGAAGGAGGAGAGGAAGGAGGAGAAGAAGGCUCAAAGCAUGGACAACCUGGAUGGAACCAUGUACAGUUCCUCCAGGCAACCGGACCUUCUUCCGAGAGUUUCUUUCAAGUCCACUGGAGAUUCUGAAGAGUACCUUGAAAACAGUGAGGAGCGGCGAGCCUCCAGUUCAACGAUCGCUCUGGACGAUCCUCUGCUGUCUCUCAGCAGGAGCCAAUCAGAGUCUGAACUGGACGUCUACUUGGCUGCCACUGGUUUUCAGUCGUUUCAGUAAGUGAGGAGCCGCCCGGACUUCUGACCUUUGACCUCCGGGUCCCACAGUGGGGAGACAUCAGGACCACACAUGUCCGUUUCUUCAUUGUGAGCAUCACUCGGUGACUUUCCUUUUUUGAGUCAAAGUAUAAAACAAAAGCCAAGCCACUGGUUCUUUUGUAGAAAUCCCAUGAUUAACAGAUGGGGAUACAGUCUGUGUUCAUGUGAUCACUGAAGCACUCUGUUACUAUAAAACACUAUGAAGAUGUUUCUUCUCCUGUUGUUUGCACUUUGCUGCUAAGUUAACAACAGUGCUAACAAAACAAAUUUCAGUUUGACCUCUUCUCUUGGCUGUCGGAAUUUCUGUGCAAAAGUUCAAAUAUUCUCAGCGGCUGGAUCCCUGAAGAAAUAGAUUGUAUUGUAACUUAAUUAGCAACAGGCAAAACCAUGCGGUUAUUUUUGAAAUCAUAUAAUUAUAUAGAGCCGUGUUGAGAUCAUUCUGGUGUCAGAAAUCUGAAUGAAAGAUUUAUCUGUGGAGACAUUCAUAAAUUCAUGAGUGAUGCAGUGUUUAUACUCUUAUAAAGAUUAUGUACAAUUGAUUUUAGAUUCCCAAUUUGCAUAAAAAAAUAUCAAUUCUACACAAUUAUAAAUGUAUUAUAUAUUCUCUGUGCAUUUUU